AUGGGUGAUCCGUUCGAGAUCCGGUUGCAGUUUACCAAAAUGCUGCAGAGGCUGAAUGCCUCGGUGAAUGCCUCCAAAAGCUGUGCAGCAUUUGCUCUCAAGCACAAAGACCUCGAUGAAGAUCUUCACAGCUGCAUAUUGGAGCAAUUGGGAGAGUCUAGUAUGAACAACCGCGUUAAUCUUCUCUAUUUCAUCGAGCACCUUCUUGAGAUGUCCGUCUCAAAAGGCAUCAGCAACUACAUUCCCAUGAUCCAAUCCGAGUUCCGUACGAUCGUUGACUGCGUCAGCCCCCCUGACCAGUCUGGCCUUCAAAAUAUCGCGAGUACUCGGAAGGUGCUGGGGAAGAUCAGAGACCAGAAGCUCAUGAGUACAGAAAUAUACGACGAAUUGAUAUCAUCGUUGGACACACGCGAAAAAGCCGGUCAACACCAGCAUUCCGAUGAUGAAAGUAAUAAGUCAGAGUCCGAGGAGCUGGAAGAGGUUGAUCAGGUACCCAAUGGUACCAGCAUUGCAACUAUGAUAGGAAAGGACCCAGAGUACCCAGAUAGCACGAAGGGGUCGCCAUCAGCUCCCAUUUCAGCGAUACCAUACUCCCCGACAGCUGUGAACCCCGUCGAUAGUGGCUCAAUCGGCAGCACUCCAACCAAUGAUGCUCGUCGGCAGUCUUCAUCGCAGACAAUAACUUUUAAGCGACCGCCAAAACAAGUUAUCGAAGAAAGAAUGGAAGAAGAUCGCGAAAGACAUAAGAGGCUUAGGGAGACUAUAUGGGCGAUCUACCCGUCGCGCGAUGACGAGUCUUUGGAUAAGUCACUGGAUGGUCUAGAGGGCCUUGUGGGCCCGGAAUUUGAGAUGUUUUGGAAGGAUGUUACGUUGGUGGAAAUCAAUGAGGAUGAUAUGGAAUUGAUGGCUGAGGAGGCAGAGCUGAAAGUUGAAAGUUUAUCAUGA
Messenger RNA from Orbilia oligospora ATCC 24927, 945 nucleotides. RefSeq lists its product as uncharacterized. The coding region runs from base 1 to 945 and encodes 314 amino acids. The transcript is spliced from 2 exons. The record is from RefSeq and is a predicted model, not a curated record. Lineage: Eukaryota; Fungi; Ascomycota; Orbiliomycetes; Orbiliales; Orbiliaceae. Gene Ontology annotation, biological process: positive regulation of DNA-templated transcription, elongation; positive regulation of transcription by RNA polymerase I. Gene Ontology annotation, cellular component: CTDK-1 complex.